Asparagus officinalis (garden asparagus) is the source of this 1526-nucleotide messenger RNA. RefSeq names its product pentatricopeptide repeat-containing protein At4g16470. The record is from RefSeq and is a predicted model, not a curated record. The transcript is spliced from 2 exons. Gene Ontology annotation, biological process: RNA modification. The coding region runs from base 59 to 1345 and encodes 428 amino acids. Gene Ontology annotation, molecular function: RNA binding; protein binding. Lineage: Eukaryota; Viridiplantae; Streptophyta; Magnoliopsida; Asparagales; Asparagaceae.
AAUCCAACUCCGCUCGCGGGAGGCCAAUAGAUGUUCUCAAAAUUAAAGCCUGUUUCUCAUGGAAAAAAUAUCCGUCGGCAAAAAUUUCCAUCUUGAGUUGAUGAGACGUAUAAAGUUAAUAAGGGAGCUCUGCUUCUCUGGAAAAAUCAGUGAAGCAGUCAAGCUGUUGUUCACUUGCGACCAUUACUGUGAUCCCCAGACCUAUGCUUUUCUUCUUCAAGAAACUAUAAACCUUAAAGAAUCCAAGCUCGGAAGAAGAAUCCACACCCACAUGAUAAUCAAUGGCCAUGUCCCCAAUCACUAUCUAACCACAAAGCUCGCCAUAUUCUAUGCCAAAACUGGGGUUUUGGACUCUGCCCGUUACCUGUUCGAUGAAAUGCCUCAUAGAGGCUUAGUCCCUUGGAACGCGAUAAUCUCGGGUUAUGUACAAAACGGUCUUGAACAACAAGGUUUGGAUCUCUAUUACUCAAUGCGGGUUUCUGGACUGUGCCCGGAUCACUUCACGUUUGCAUCGGUGUUUCGAGCUUGUGCUGGACUGGCGAAACUAGAGCAUGGCAAGCGAGCUCAUUGUGUUAUGAUGAAGAUACCAAAACUGAGGGAUAAUGUGGUUGUCAGUAGUGCACUUAUUGACAUGUACUUCAAAUGUACUAGUCCUUGUGACGGCCGUCGUGUAUUUGAGAGAGCUUCAGAUAGAAAUGUUGUUUCUUGGACAGCUUUGAUAUCAGGUUACGGUAAUCAUGGUAACACGACAGAGGCUCUUUAUUUGUUCCAUCGAAUGAUAGAAGAAGGGACCAGACCAAAUUAUGUAACUUUUUUAGCAGUUCUUUCUGCUUGUAGCCAUGGAGGAUUCAUUGAUGCAGGAUGGAAGUAUUUCAAUUCCAUGGAAAAAGAGUAUGGGAUUAUACCAAAAGGGGAACAUUAUGCUUCGAUGAUUGAUAUGCUUGGUCGAGCAGGGAAAUUAGAGGAGGCUUUCGAAUUCAUCAAGAAGUCACCGUGUAAAGAACAUUCAGUGGUUUGGGGUGCUCUGCUUGGUGCUUGUAGGAUCCACGGUGAUGAGAAAUUGGGGAAGAUUGUGGCGGAAACUUUUUUUGAAUUGCAACCGGAUAACAUUGGGAAGCAUAUUGUUUUGUCGAACACCUAUGCAGCUCUUGAUAUGUGGGAGAAAUCUGCUGAGCUUCGUCAAAGUAUAGGUAUGCUAGGGACGAAGAAAGAACCUGCGCUAAGUUCAGUUGAAGUAAAGGGGGAAGUUUGGACUUUCCUUGUUGGAGAUAAAUCUCAUGAAGAAAGUGAAAUGAUAUACGAAACACUCAAUGCAUUGAAUUUCACAUUGAUGGAAGGAGGUUGAAUUAUGAAUUGAGAUGUAGAUGAUCUUUGAUGAUGUUGAGUUUAUGGUAAUCACGUCCAGCUUCCUUAAGCACAUGAUGCUGGCAAGAAUUUUUGUGGAGGUAAAGAUUACUGAGAGGAGCAGUUCGCAUUGACUGCCGUGAGAACCAUGUGAUGGUUAUGGAUUUUCGAAGUUCUCAGAG